GAAGUGAUGACGUUUAGAGACGCAUCUAGAUGUCACGCUAACGUCGAGUGGCCGAGAGACUACUAAGGACACGAGAAAUUAGACGUCGAGAGUGUAGUUGCUGUUUUGUCAAGUGCAAAAAAAAAACACUAUUUUCUGAAGUGGUGGAAAAGGACAGAAAAGAAAAACAAGUGUUUGGCGAAACGACGAGAACAAAGAUUACGAGUUGGUUAGAGCUGUAUCAUAGACCUCAUCAUAGAUUACGAGUUGGCUUGAACUUCAUCAAAGGUUACGAGUUGGUCAGUAGAGCUCCGUCAUAGAUUCUCAUCUUGUGUAAUUCUGCUUUAGUAUACUGUACAACUGAUUCCCUUAGACUUACUUCUUCACUCACUCUGCUGACAGACUUAUUGACUCAUCCGUCACUCAUUGACUCCCGUUCCCGUGCACUCAUUGACUCCCUUGCUCACGGGCCCUGCGUAUUCCCUAAACGAUCUUGUUUGUCGGAAGCUUCAUAACAGAGUAACAAGUAGAAGUUUCUUCUUAGCGGUACAAAGUCUGUUUGAAGCCUCACAUAAAUAACUUGUGUGGAGACCCUACCUUGUCUGUGCAGAUAAAAAAGCGUAUUUCCAGUCUUUCUUUCUGUAUCAUGUGUGUGAAGAACUGUACGACGAGUAUCUCGUUUGUUACUCCUGUACUAGUAAGAAGUGUCAUCUUGCUGUCACUUAGUAACUUCCAAUUCCUAAUCCUUCUUUGGUAGUGCGCCAAGGCAGAGUAGAUUUUUUUGUUUGUAACUUCCAAUUCCUAAUCAUUCUUUGGUAGCGCGCCAAGACAGAGUAGAUUCUCUAGAAGUGGAACAGCGAAAAGAAUCUACAACUGCUACAGGUACACUUAGACUACUUACAUCAAAAUGGAUCCCCUUCGGAGACGAGGGGCAGCAAUGCUGCCAUCUGUGUUAGACAAGGUCGUGGCUACCGCAGCAAAGCAGGUGAAACCAGAACAGUUAAGAAAAUACACCUUGUUCAGCUCGAUCAAUCAAGCAGUAGGUGGCACGUUUUCGUAAGGGUAGGCUAAAGGUGUUUUUGUUACGGUUUGUCAGGGCUCUCUUAAGGGAGACAGGCAUAAUAAACGAACACCAAAAGCCUACCUCUCGUCUUCAAUCAAUCACGACUCAGCCAAUCAAUGAAUAGAUGGCACACUAUUCCCGGAAUUAUAAUCAUGAAAUACACUGAGACUGACUUUGAAGAAAUCCGUCAACUACUACAGAGGAUCCUUGUGGUUCUUCUGUGAAGAGCACAGGCGUUUCUAGUAGUUCUUCUAAAGCAUCAGCGCAUUUAUCUGGGCUUGCGGAGUAGCGUUAAACGCCAAAAACACGAAGAUCUUCUCGCUUCCCAACAAGCAACUUUGGGCGUAGAAGCGUUGAAACUUUAUGCUCGCUACCAUGCUCUCUACAUUCUAACUCCUUCGAAAUACUGGUCUUGGAAAGUCCUAGGCUCAUCUUAAUAUUAAUCAAAUCACACUACACGACCCGCUCUUCAUGAACUGGGUUGCUCAUCGUCUUCUAGUAGAAAAGUCGACUUACAUUUUUCUCUGCUUUAUUUAUAUGUACUUUGAAACGUCCUAGGUAAAUCUCAUUAUAUUUACUUUGACUAGUACUAGCAUGCUAUAGGUGAAGAGAAAUCAGCUCAGUUUUGAUACUAAGAUUCUUUUGGCAUUUUGUUUAUAGAUGACUCUGGAAGAAUACAGUAUCAGUACUCACAAAUCAAGUCAGUUUAGUGAAUACCAAGAUUUAUUAUAAGACUUCUUCUACACUUAUUUGGAAGAAAUCAGGUACUCUAAUGUUAGAAGAUCUUCACUUCUUCCAGCACUGUUCUCUUUGCUUCUACACUUAUUUGGAAGAAAUCAGUAGAAUGUAUGCCAUUCUAAUUACCACAGCAGUCUUUGCAGCGAAGAUCUUUCGGGUCCUCAAGGAGACUUCUGGGUUCGAGCAGAGCGCUUCUCAGUGGAUCGUCUUACUUAUGGGUCACCACAUCAUGGUCAUCUGAACGUUGUACUAGGGUUUUUUUUUGAAGAUGAAGCAAAGAAUCUUCUGCUUCUGUAGUAAAGGAUACUACUUACUUACUAUUGCUUACUACAACAAACACAAUGUACUAGAAGUCGUAGCCUUGUUCAUUGUUAACGACCUAAUCGUGGUACUUAAUAUUCAAUUCUGGUCGUGGUACUGGUAGAAAUAGAAUUACAAGGGCAUGCUCUAAUGUAUCAUGACAACACGAAGGCCCGAAUGGAUUACGAGCGGUCGCAGGCUUCGAUGGACAAGCUCAGGGCUGAGACGGCGGUUGAAAAGCCUGCCGCGGUAGCUGCCACCACAGAGGCUGCUUCAAUUAUGAAAAAUCACCACUAGAUGAUCGUGUUGUAUACUAUGAUAUUGUAGCACUUCUUUCUGACACAAGUAUCGCGUGAUAUAGGUGCGAAGCACUACACAGUCCGCCUGAGAGAUUCAUCAUGAAGAAAGUCUCAUGCAACUUCUCAACAUCUUGUCUUCUACAUCAGUACUCUCUUGUCGAUUCAUCUCGUUUGUCGUGGUCGAUUCAAUCACCUUCUAAGAAUACGCGGAUUACCUCUGCUACGGUGCGAGAGCAACAAAAAGUGCUAUUUCCACGUUUGACUGAGGAAGCCGGAGAGGACGAAUUCGAUGAUUAAGACAUAUUUUUAAAAACACAAGAUUACAACUACAACUAGAUUGAUAGAUUGAAAACAAAGUCCCGUCUUAGGCUCUCUCCCGUUUUAGUAGAUCCACAUCCGUUUUAGACUCGCACCCCGUUUUUUAGAGUGGGUCUAUCAUCUUAGGCAGAUUGCUGAAAAGAUUCACAGCGUCAGAUCAUCUGAGUGAGCAACUUCCUUCGUCAGUUCUCCACUUUUGUUCUUCUGUAUAAGAAAAUACUGUAGACCGGUUAGCUUUACCUCUAGAGACUUAGCCCUUCCAACAAUAUGUAGAGCUACAAGGUCAUUUAUUUUCUUUCCUCUAACAAGAACAAGGUGCUGAGAACAAGUCGACGCCGAAAGGGAAGAAAGAAGUCGGCUUUAAGUACAUGGGUCGCGAGCCAACGUCCUUCGGCGACUGGAGUCACAAAGGACGGGUCACGGACUUUUGAGGACAGUGAUAGUAUUAAGUGUGAAGAAGACUACAAUUUUACAAACGUUAACGUUAACCUUAUAAUUUUCAGUUGAUGUUGUAGGAAAUUAAUGAUUAUCUAUCACAGUUUUUUGUUUUUCCGGAAACAUGAUUCCACAAUCCAGCAAUAAAUUUCAAUUACGUUGUUAGAGCAUUCUUUUUAACAAAAUUUUGGUGGCCCUACAGUCGUGAACGAUUAACAUUUCGUAAAACUAGAGAGUGAGUAUUUGCUUUUCAACAUACUAGUACGGCCAUAAGAAGUCUACUAAUCGUCCAAGUUUCCUUCUCUUACUAGCAGAGAAAAAGCAUUUAAAGUAGAAGUCGAUCGGUCUUCACCGUUCGCACAUGAUUCGUCUAUUUCUAGUCUUUACCCGGCUGGUCACCGGGAGCUCCAGGCGAGCUAAACACCGCGCAAAACGUCGAAAGAUGGCCAGCGCAACUCCCUCGCCGAGUGCGGAGGAGCAACGAGAACGCAACGCGCAUACUCCUCGAGAGACGGCCGGCGCACUUCCUUUGCCGAAGGCGCGCGCCGGGCUUGCUCCGCAAGCGCUCCCCUGCGCCGUGCGUGUCUGGUGGGGUUUGUCAUUGCUUUUUCGUUUCCGCCUGCUCUGUUUGUGUGUGCUUAGGAUGGUCCACGCCCCUGCGGGGUGUCGAGGUGUACCACCUUCCGGGCGGCGGUUGCUUCUGGGUGUGGUUAGGCUAAAGGGAAUUAGCGCGCGUAGCCGUCUGGCUAAGGUUUUCGGCGGUGGUUCUGGGCUUUCCGCUCGACGCUGUUCCUGGUUGUUGUCCCUAGUGGCUGCAGAAUGCGCGCAGGCAUAGCGCAGGCAACCUGUUGACGAGGGGAAUCCGGAUAGGUCCCGCGUGCUGAUUCCACCUGAAAAUAUAGCCACAACAAUGGCGCAGCCUUCGUCGCUUGUCCUUAGAGUUCGCCACCGCACUGCCUGACCCUCGUCCGCUGGAUUGUCUCCCCGCUUGGGCAAUCCAGCGGACGCGCCACAGGUUUGGUACGCGUGCCUGCAUGCUGCAGCAUGCGGCUCCGUUCCUCGACGGGCUCGGGGCGGGGCGUAUGGUCUUCGCUUGCUUCUGAUGAUGAUGAAGAUGGGAGUAGCCGCACCUGCGUCGCUGUUUUCGUUUUUUGCUCAUUGACUAAAGCUGCUCGACAGGGAGUUCGGAUUAUUACGUCGCAACCGCCCCGGACAGACUUGUGCGCCGUGACUGUGCACCAUGACAGUCUUGGUGCGCGAGGAAGCUGCGGUGGGUGCGGCUGUUCUCUUGCUAAGCUGCUGAGUUUUGGCUGUAACUUUUUGCGCGCCUUGUAGGCGCUCCAGACCUUGAGGCAGUCUGCUAGGCUUGGCUCUAUCUUUGUCCUUCUUGCGCUAGUAUAGCGCGCGGGGUACUGUAGUGCACAGCCCGCCCCACCCCGGGUCUUCCUCGCCCCCGUUGUUAUUAUUACUAUUUCUGGUCGUAGUCUUCAUUUAUGACACAACAAAAGGCUGCGUCUGUAUUGUAUGAUUAUAAUUAUUGUCAUUCAUUCAAUGGAUAGUACGUGGAGACAUCAGAAACAGUGGGAUAAUUACAGAGCAUGCGUGUGACGGGCUGUGUAGAAAAGUCGCUACAAAAGUCUUCACUUAUUUACUUAAAGCCUGUACAAUAUGGUUUUUUGUUGUCGUGUUUUUCAUUGUACAUAGAUUUAGAUAGUCAUUCGAAUCUUGACAGGCAUUACCACUGGCAUUAUGGCGCCAUUACUCCAUCAGUGCUACUACUACGUUGUACUACUACUAACCUCUAGGGCCUACGAGAGGGUGUUACAAGAAGUUUUUGAACAUCAAAUUCAAAAGUUUUUUACCGUACCAAAGUGGAACUCGUCACCAGCCAGG
Amoebophrya sp. A25 is the source of this 5025-nucleotide messenger RNA. The record is from the annotation of a GenBank genome assembly. NCBI's taxonomy places the organism in Eukaryota, Dinophyceae, Syndiniales, Amoebophryaceae.